AUGUCGAGUCUGAAAGUCGACGGUUUUGUCAAGCCCUUUCGGGGCAAGAGCAAUGAGAGCUGGCAACAGUUUUGGGCAAAGUUCCUCGUUCUUGCGGAGAUCCAGGGCUGGGAUGAUGAGGCUAAGCGCAUGAAGCAUUUCCCUCUGUUUCUUGCGGAUGACGCGUUCCUGGUAUUUCAGGGAAUGGCGGGUGCGGACCGAAAGAAGCAGGACGAGGUGGUCAAAUUGAUGCUAUCGUCCUUCAGUAUGACGAAGUCUGCUGCGUACGAGGCGUUUGUGGUGCGGAAAAUGAAGUGCGACGUGUCCACCGAUGCAUUUGUUGCAGAUCUGAAGCGCCUCGCGGAGUUAUCCGGUCACAAAGUGACAGACGACAAAGAUCCUGUGGUAGUGCAGCAGUUGUUGAAAGGCCUCCCUGCCGACUACAACCGGCAAGUACGGCUCAGUCUCGUGGGAAAGGACAUGUCGAUAAGCGACUGUGUGUCUAUUGUUCGAGCUCUGAGAAUUUCAGAUGCCAGCGGAGGUGACAGUGUGUCAGCUGCCGCCUCGUCGGGUGGUGCAGCGACCAGGAGUGGUCCUACCAGUACCAAGUCACACUCACAGGCUGGAUCUAGCGCGAAGCCCUCGGGCCUCUGUUUCAAGUGUGGCGAGCCUGGGCACAUCCGCAGGAAUUGUCCCAGCAGAAGAGCAGGCGGAGGUGGAAGGAGCCAGCCGAUUACCUGUUUGUUCUGCGACGGUGCUGGCCAUGUAAAGGCUGACUGCCCUGAGAGGAGAGAUUGGCUGGCAAGGAAGGACAGGACUACAGCUGCCGUGGAAAGUGCUCGCCCACAACCAGCUGAGCAGGAGAACGACCCAUGCCUAGUCUCCCUGGCCUCUCCUGGAAAGCUGCCUCGUAUGUACGUGGAUGUGUCUGCUGGAGCGGCGAAAUCGAGUGUUCGUGCGCGGGCUGUCGUAGACACCGGUUCAACUCGUACGCUCAUCUCGCGGUCCUUCGCCACUCAGCAUGGUAUCAGUCUUUCACCCACGGCUGCUCCACCCAUGCUUGCCUUGGAUGGUAGUCCCCUAGAGCUAGUGGGGUCAGCUGCCGUUCGGUUGGCCCGUUCUGACGGUGCGGUCUCUCUGCCCGGCCUGGAAGUGCAAGCGUAUGUGGUCGACAAUCUGAGCUUGGUCAACGCUGAUGUGCUCGUCGGCAAUGAUGUGGUCAUUGGCAGUGGCGGGCUUCGACUGAAGUACUCCGGUGAUGGUGCCUUGAUCGGCGUGGAAUUUGGCUACGACCGAGUCGAUCCAGGGGACAGCAUGGGAGUCUGUGGCGCGUCUUCGAGCGGCGAUUGCCACCCAUUUCCCAAUGUACGCGUGCAGCGUGAUGGUGAUGAUGUCACCCUGUCCACGGAUGACGGGGAUGUCACCUGGGACAGCAGCGCCCGUCGGUGGGUCCUCUCUUGGCGCUGGAAAUCAGGCAGUCCUCCGACUCAGCUGGUGGGACCUGGCGUGAGUGAGUACUCUCGCUCUAAGCUCACUUCUGACCAGGAGCAGCUGUUUGCAGAGGAGGUGCAGAAAUGGAUCGAUGCGGGUUGGCUCGUUCCUCACGACAAGGAUGUUCACGGAAGCCCUGGUGCUGUGUUACCGCUGAUUGCUCAGUUGCAGGAGCACAAAGCAUCAACGCCGGUUAGACCAUGUUUAGAUUAUCGGCUCCUCAACCAGCUGCUGACGUCGCAGCCUGGCCGCUCAGCACCCGUCUGUGAGGAGACGCUGCGCAAAUGGCGACUGGCUGGUGACCCUCAGGAGUUUCAACUACUCAAUAUCAAGAAGGCCUAUCUCCAGGUGCACGUUGCACCCGAGCUGCAACGUUUUCAGAUGGUGGUCUGGCAAGGCCAAGCGUUUGUGAUGACGCGGAUGGGCUUCGGCCUCAACGUAGCGCCCAAGUUCAUGGAUAUCAUCGUCCGGUGGGUCACUAGAGAGUUUCCUGCUGUCGACAACUACGUCGACGACCUGAUGACUCCCGCUGCCGAGGCUGGUGUGGUCGCCUGA
This is a messenger RNA of Sycon ciliatum, 2025 nucleotides long. RefSeq lists its product as uncharacterized. Gene Ontology annotation, biological process: proteolysis. Bases 1 to 2025 code for a protein of 674 amino acids. Lineage: Eukaryota; Metazoa; Porifera; Calcarea; Leucosolenida; Sycettidae. Gene Ontology annotation, molecular function: nucleic acid binding; zinc ion binding; aspartic-type endopeptidase activity. The transcript has a single exon. The record is from RefSeq and is a predicted model, not a curated record.